AUGUUAGCAUGUUAUAAUAUUUGUGAUGCUAAAACAACUUUUUUUGUUCUUAUAUUAACUUCUUUUGACAAUUAUCGCAAAUCCACAGAGUUAAAUGAAUUUAACAAAAAGCAAAAAUUAAAUGAUAUUACAUUCCCAAAAUUAGUAUAUAGAAUAACAGUUGUCUUCCUAUUAUUAAAUGAAAUUGCAAAAACUGAAUUUCAAGAAUUUGAUAAGCUUUAUCCAAUUGAAUAUUAUAUAGGUCCCAAGUGGGUACCUAGAUACGUUCUUCAGAAUAUUGAGAUUCGUAUUGAAUUAGCCAUUUUAAAGACUGAUAACUUCAAUAAGAUUAUUAAAUGUUUUAUUGAAGAUGAAAAAGUCAUGUUAAAAUUAGCAAUUAAAUUAUUCACAGAUGGUCAGAUGACAUAUAUCACAAUUAUCACUAUAAGUGGACCUCUCUUUAUGUGUUUAAGAGAAUUUAGAAAAAAUUAG
Molecule: messenger RNA, 471 nt
Organism: Funneliformis mosseae
Lineage: Eukaryota; Fungi; Glomeromycota; Glomeromycetes; Glomerales; Glomeraceae
Source: the annotation of a GenBank genome assembly